UUUCCCACAACCCGGGCCACGCCGACACCCUCCUCACCCACCUCAACCUGCUCCGCAAGCGGCACCUCUUCACCGACGUGGUCCUGCGAGCGGGGAACCAGGCUUUCCACUGCCACCGGGCCGUCCUGGCCUCCUGCAGCCGUUACUUCGACGCUAUGUUCAGCGGGGGCCUGAAGGAGAGCAGAGACGCCGAAGUCAACUUCCACGAUUCCCUCCACCCCGAGGUGCUGGAGCUGCUGCUGGAUUACGCCUACUCGGCCCGGGUGCUGAUUAACGAGGAGAACGCAGAGUCCUUGCUGGAGGCUGGGGACAUGUUGCAGUUUCAGGAUAUUCGGGAUGCUUCGGCCGACUUUCUGGAGAAGAAUCUUUACCCCGGGAACUGCUUGAACAUGCUGCUGCUGUCCGACGCCCACUGCUGCGAGCGGCUGCUGGAGCUGUCCUGGAGGAUGGCGUUGGCCAACUUCACCUCGCUCUGCAAGACCGAAGACUUCCUCCGCCUGCCCAAAGACAAGCUGCUGGAGCUGGUGGAGAGCGAAGAGCUGGAAGUAGAGGAUGAGACGCUGGUCUACGAAGCUGUUAUAGGUUGGAUCCGGUACGAUUUGCCCCGACGCCAUGAAGUUCUGCCAGAGUUGCUGCGCUCCGUCCGCCUGGCCCUUCUGCCCGAGUCCUACCUGCGGAAGCAAGUGGCCUGCGAGAAGCUGGUGACCAGCCACAAGCUGGGGGAGGAGAUCGUGGCUGAUGCUGUACGAUGCAAAAUGAAGAUCCUGCAAAACGACGGCCUGGUGACAGGGUGCUGUGCCCGACCCCGCAAGGUCAGCCAGGCCCUGCUGCUGCUCGGCGGCCAGACCUUCAUGUGCGACAAGAUUUAUAUGCUGGAUCAUAAAACCAGCGAGAUCAUUCCUCGUGCAGACAUCCCAAGCCCUCGUAAAGAGUGCAGCGCCUGUGCCAUCGGGUGCAAAGUGUACAUCACCGGCGGCAAAGGCUCCGAGAACGGCGCUUCCAAAGACGUCUGGGUUUACGACACCCUCCACGACGAGUGGGCAAAAGCUGCUCCCAUGCUGGUGGCGCGGUUUGGCCACGGCUCCGCUGAGCUGGACCACUGUCUGUAUGUGGUGGGGGGUCACACGGCAGUGAGCGGCGCCUUCCCGGCCUCUCCCUCCGUCUCUCUCAAGCAAGUCGAACACUACGACCCGCAGCUGGACAAAUGGUCCUUAGUGGCCCCUCUCCGAGAAGGCGUAAGCAACGCCGCCGUGGUGGGAGCCAAGAUGAAGCUGUUUGUUUUUGGUGGCACCAGCGCCAACCAGGAGAAGCUGCCCAAGGUGCAGUGCUUCGAUCCCUGCCAGAACCGCUGGACAGUGCCCGCCAGCUGCCCCCAGCCCUGGCGGUACACGGCCGCUGCCGUGGUGGGCAGCCACAUCAUUGUCAUCGGGGGGGACACGGAGUUCUCUGCCAGCUCCGCUUACCGCUUCCACAGUGAUACCUACCAGUGGUCCAAAUUUGGGGACGUCACCGCUAAGCGCAUCAGCUGCCGUGCUGUUACGUCGGGCAACAGACUGUACGUGGUGGGGGGCUACUGCGGGGCUCAGCGCUGCAAAACGCUGGACUGUUACGACCCAUCAUCUGACACCUGGAGCAGCAUCACGACAGUGCCUUAUUCCCUCAUCCCCACUGCCUUCGUCAGCACCUGGAAGUACCUGUCUGCCUGAGCCGCGGUGUGGCGAAGAACCUGGAAGGCCUCACACCUGAUUUUGCCAGUGUCUCACUUCACUGAGGAUCCAGACAGAAGACACGGGCAGUAGGAACGCCUCCUCCUACCUAGCAAGUCUGUGAACUGGAUGCCAGCCCUUGCGUGGAUCUCAUUUAGCAUCAGCAGGGCUCACGGCAACACAGCUUUGGCUUUGAACC
This is a messenger RNA of Haliaeetus leucocephalus (bald eagle), 1905 nucleotides long. RefSeq names its product ectoderm-neural cortex protein 1-like. The coding region runs from base 156 to 1706 and encodes 516 amino acids. The transcript is spliced from 2 exons. NCBI's taxonomy places the organism in Eukaryota, Metazoa, Chordata, Aves, Accipitriformes, Accipitridae. Gene Ontology annotation, molecular function: protein binding. The record is from RefSeq and is a predicted model, not a curated record.